Aspergillus niger is the source of this 2163-nucleotide messenger RNA. RefSeq lists its product as uncharacterized. Gene Ontology annotation, biological process: dephosphorylation. The transcript is spliced from 3 exons. The record is from RefSeq and is a predicted model, not a curated record. Bases 1 to 2163 code for a protein of 720 amino acids. Gene Ontology annotation, molecular function: phosphatase activity. NCBI's taxonomy places the organism in Eukaryota, Fungi, Ascomycota, Eurotiomycetes, Eurotiales, Aspergillaceae.
AUGGCGCACCAUAAUGAGAUAUCCCAACUAACGGCUUCUGUGAUGCUUCAGGUUGAAGAUGUGACCUUGGCGCGCCGAGGCGAGCAAGUGGUCGGCACUCUCCACCUCACCCCUCACCAUAUCAUCUUUUCCCACACUCCUCCUCCUCCCUCCUCCACCGACACGUCUCAGGCUCCGGGCCCUUCUGGCCGGCCUAAAGAGCUCUGGAUUACAUACCCCAUAAUCUCCUUGUGCACCUGCCGCCCCACCCCCGCCGCAUCCCGCCAGCCGUCCUCCAUUCGUCUCCGGUGCCGCGAUUUCACCUUUGUCUGCUUCUAUUUCACCACGGAGAGCAAGGCGCGUGAUGUAUAUGAGACCAUCAAAUGCUGGACCUGUAAAGUGGGCCGCAUUGAUAAGCUGUAUGCGUUCUCGUACCGCCCUCCCCCUCCUGAACUGAAAUUCAAUGGCUGGGAGCUGUACAAUCCUAGCAAAGAAUGGGCUAGACAGGGCGUUGAUCAGGCUGGUUCUGGCUGGCGUGUAUCUCAGCUAAAUGCAGAUUACGGGUUUUCUGCCACGUAUCCAGCUUUGCUACCAGUCCCCUCGGCCAUUUCCGACAAUACACUGAAUCACGCUGGAAAAUAUCGGUCUCGAGCGAGAGUGCCGGUUCUUACAUACCUUCAUCCGGUGAACAAUUGCUCCAUCACACGGAGCUCACAGCCUCUUGUGGGUGUGCGUCAAAACCGAAGUAUCCAAGACGAAGCGUUGCUAGCAGCCAUAUUCUCAACCUCACGCUCAGAGAGACCUCUUGCAAGCUUCACCCCGCCUGGGUUCGAUUCGGAUUCCUCCAAUUCGACCCCAGAAAACGCCUCACGCAGUCAUAUGCUGGCUGAUCUGACUGUCCCUGAUGACUUGGAAGCUGAGAUGUUGACCUCCGUCCGCGGGGAUCCGGAGGAAAGGCCCCAAAUCUAUGGCGCCCAACAGCACAAUCUCAUUGUUGAUGCUCGUCCUACGGUCAAUGCCUUCGCCAUGCAAGCUGUUGGACUUGGAUCGGAAAACAUGGACAACUACAAGUUUGCCACGAAGGCUUACCUUGGAAUUGACAAUAUCCAUGUGAUGAGAGACUCAUUGAGCAAGGUGAUUGAUGCGCUCAAGGAUUCGGAUGUAACUCCACUGGGCCCCAAUAAAGACCAGCUUGCACGGAGUGGAUGGCUAAAGCACAUUUCCGGAAUCCUAGACGGUGCUCGGUUGAUUGCUCGGCAGGUUGGGCUUCAACAUUCGCACGUCUUGAUUCACUGUUCAGAUGGAUGGGAUCGUACGAGUCAGUUGAGUGCAUUGAGCCAAAUCUGCCUCGAUCCUUACUAUAGGACGAUGGAAGGCUUUAUGGUACUGGUGGAGAAAGAUUGGCUUUCUUUCGGUCACAUGUUCAGACACAGAUCAGGCCAUCUGAACAGUGAAAAGUGGUUCCAGAUAGAGAACGAGCGAAUUGGAGGAGAUUCUAACCAAAAUAUGAAGAAGCCUAACAAUGCUAUACCCAGAACUGCAGCAGCCGAAAAGGAAGUCGUGAAAGUGAAGGAGACGAGUCCAGUCUUCCAUCAGUUCCUUGACGCAACCUAUCAGUUGCUAUACCAAUAUCCUACCCGAUUCGAAUUCAACGAGCGGUUCCUGCGCCGGCUCUUAUACCACCUCUAUUCAUGCCAAUUUGGAACCUUUCUCUUCAACAGUGAGAAGGAACGCGCAGAUUGGAACGCGAAGGAACGAACUCGGAGCGUGUGGGACUACUUUCUGGCGAGGAGGGAGCAGUUUACCAACCCACAGUAUGAGCCUCAGAUCGACGACCAUAAGCGUGGGCAAGAACGACUGAUCUUCCCCCGAAUCAACGAGGUCAGAUGGUGGAGUGAGUCGUUUGGUCGAACCGAUGCGGAGAUGAACGGCGUGCGAUCCUCUGGUUCUAGGCCACCCAAUGGGCGUGAUGCCACUAGUACUCAGCCGUCGCCAGUGUUGACCGGCAUUGAAACCGCCAACCAUUCUCUCGGCGCUGGAUCGUCUGGGAAAGAUGCCUUGAAUGCGGCCUCCACUGGAAUGGCGGCAGUAACCGCAGGAAUCUCGAAUUUAGCCUUCUCUAAGAGCAAAGAGGACGGGCAGGAUUCUAAGAGCAUAAAUCGCAUGGAAAUGGAGAUGCAGUAG